Messenger RNA from Phragmites australis (common reed), 1921 nucleotides. Its product is annotated as probable serine/threonine-protein kinase PBL7. Gene Ontology annotation, biological process: protein phosphorylation. The transcript has 5 exons. Gene Ontology annotation, molecular function: protein kinase activity; ATP binding. Lineage: Eukaryota; Viridiplantae; Streptophyta; Magnoliopsida; Poales; Poaceae. Bases 115 to 1377 code for a protein of 420 amino acids. The record is from RefSeq and is a predicted model, not a curated record.
UGUCAGUCCACUCCCAAACCCCAAAACCCUCGUCGUCUUCUCCAAAUCACUCGAUCUCCCCCCUCCUCCGCCCCAACCCCUCAAACCUAGGUUUCCGGCGAUCCUCCACAUCCAAUGUCCGACGGCGGCAGCGGCGGCGACGAAUACAAGCGCGAGGAGUCGGUGGCCCUGCUGGUCAUCGUCUCCCUCGCCGCGCUCUCCCUCCUCUCCCUCAUCGCCGCCUUCGCCUACUACUGCUACAUCACCCGCAAGGUCUCCAGCCGCCUUCACUCGCUCAACCUCCCCAAGCGCUCCUCCUCCCCUGCCCCUCCCCCGCCGCCGCGGCACCCCGCGGUGCUGCCGCAGGGGAAGGAGAGCCCGUCCAGCAACUCCGCCAGCGACGGCGGGGCGGCGGCCGCGGUGGUGGUGGUCGGCGGGGAGAGGGGCGUGCAGGUGUUCGGCUACCGGCAGCUGCACGCGGCGACGGGCGGGUUCGGGCGGGCGCACAUGGUGGGGCAGGGCAGCUUCGGGGCCGUGUACCGCGGGGUGCUCCCCGACGGGAGGAAGGUCGCGGUCAAGCUCAUGGACCGCCCCGGGAAGCAGGGAGAGGAGGAGUUCGAGAUGGAGGUGGAGCUGCUGACUAGGCUUCGAUCACCUUAUUUGUUGGGCCUGAUUGGCCAUUGUUCGGAGGGUGGACACCGGCUACUGGUGUAUGAGUUCAUGGCCAAUGGGGGUCUCCAGGAGCAUCUCUAUCCAAACAGAGGUUCCUGUGGUGGGAUCUCAAAAUUGGAUUGGGAUACAAGAAUGAGAAUAGCACUUGAAGCAGCAAAAGGUUUGGAAUAUCUUCAUGAACGCGUUAAUCCACCUGUUAUACACAGAGACUUCAAGACCAGCAAUAUUCUCCUGGACAAGGAUUUCCAUGCAAGAGUUUCAGACUUUGGUCUAGCCAAGCUUGGAUCUGAUAGAGCUGGUGGUCACGUCUCAACUCGAGUUUUAGGCACCCAAGGCUAUGUUGCACCAGAAUACGCAUUGACUGGGCAUUUGACUACCAAAUCAGAUGUGUACAGUUAUGGUGUUGUGCUUUUGGAGUUACUUACUGGCAGAAUGCCAGUUGAUAUGAAGAGGCCUCCUGGAGAAGGUGUUUUAGUUAACUGGGCAUUGCCUAUGCUAACUGAUCGAGAGAAGGUUGUGCAGAUCUUGGAUCCAGCAUUGGAAGGUCAAUAUUCAUUGAAAGAUGCUGUUCAAGUGGCUGCUAUUGCUGCCAUGUGUGUUCAACCAGAGGCCGACUAUAGGCCACUAAUGGCCGAUGUAGUCCAAUCGUUGGUUCCACUUGUCAAGAACCGUUCUACACAGAAAACAAGUAACUCCAACGUCCAAGCAACGAAGCCACUUGACUAGGAAAGCAAGUGGUUAACAUGCAGUUUACUGCUGGUCUUCUUUAUGGAACAUUUCAUCUAUAACUAAGUACUGCUGCUGAGACAAUGAGAUCAGCACACUUCUUGACAUGUUCUUCCGCUGCUGGUCAUCUCCGCAUUUUGGAAGGUGCGUCGUAAGCAGGUAGGUUUAGAAUUUAAAAAGAAACUAGUUGGACGGUCCUGUGAGCUUAUUUGAGUUUGAAGGGAACUUUUAGUCAUGUGCAAUUGGUAGUCAUGUUAGGUUGUUGGGAUCACUACUUGUGGUUGUUGGGAGUCCAUCAUUAGAUGGUAGUGUUUGGUUUGAGUUGGCAGAAUUGCGUAGAGUACUGCUUUAUUUUCUAUUUGCUUGCCAGUUAUACUAGGUAAUUAACUUAAAAGAUCUUUGUGCACUUGUGCCGGGCCUUCACUCCUAAGCUAAGCACAUUGGUAUGUUCACUCGGCGAAGAAGUAUUUCCCUAGGACUUUAUGUAUGUAAUGUAUAGUAGGUUCCUGGAACCUGUAUCAAAAUCAUUUACUAUUUGAGCAAU